Talaromyces proteolyticus is the source of this 1707-nucleotide messenger RNA. Its product is annotated as amidase signature domain-containing protein. The transcript has 2 exons. NCBI's taxonomy places the organism in Eukaryota, Fungi, Ascomycota, Eurotiomycetes, Eurotiales, Trichocomaceae. The record is from RefSeq and is a predicted model, not a curated record. Gene Ontology annotation, molecular function: catalytic activity. The coding region runs from base 1 to 1707 and encodes 568 amino acids.
AUGUCGAUUAUUUCACUUUCAGAUGGGUUAACCUCUGACUUCACAGCGAAACAUCUGAAAGAGCUCGUCGCACAACUAAGCAUCGAUAUAUCUGACAGCAAAGACUCCGAUGACUAUCUUCGUCUUCUAUGGUCUCUCGAAGGUGUCAUGAAGCACAUUGAUGAUAGUCCCGAUUACAUUCAUCCGGCACUAAAACCCCAGCCUGUGUCUACGAGUCGCAACUUUUGGAGACCAAGCUCCGAGGAUAAUCCAUUUAAUGCAUGGAGUCACAUCUGUGAUCUCAGAGCCACCAAUCCCAUUAGUAGUGCCCUCAAAGGGCGCACAGUUGCGAUCAAGGACAACAUAUCAGUGGGAGGGCUGCCAACGACGCUCGGGGCACCUCCUUCACUUCUGUCUGAAAAAGCAGUGUAUCCAACCUCUCCCAUUGAUGCGACCGUUGUAUCUCGGCUUCUCGGAGCUGGGGCCGUGAUCAAAGGGACAUCGACUUGCGAAUGCUUCUGUGCUUCCCCUCUAUCGUUUACAUCCGCGACGGGACCGGUGCAUAACCCACGUCUUCACGGCUAUACCGCGGGUGGAAGUAGCAGUGGGUCUUGUGCCUUGGUUGCUGCACAUGUCUUAGCAUCCGAGCGAAACGGCGGAUUGGGUAAGACGGUUGAAUUGGCUAUCGGCAGUGACCAAGCAGGCUCAGUGCGAAUUCCCGCUUCAUAUAACGGCAUAUACGGCCUCAAGCCCACUUUCGGGUUGAUACCCUACACCGGUGCAGCGUCCAUGUCCCCUAUGAUCGAUCAUUUAGGGCCAAUUGCGUCUCGGCUUGAAGACAUUGCAGGGCUGAUUGAGGUGAUGGCGGGAUAUGACGGUCUUGAUCCACGGAUGACUCCAGAGUCUCCUUUGAUAAACCGAGUGAAGCCAUAUUCACAGCUGUUGGCGGCAUUCCGGCAGCAAUUGAAAUCAAAGCCAGAGGCAGGCCGGACCUGGCGGAUUGGUCUUCUCAUAGAGUCAUUCCAGAUUCCCGGUAUUGCUCCUGAGGUCCGUGAUACGGUUCGCAAAGCCGCAAGCGAAUUUUUCAAGGCUGCUGGUGCUACUGUCGUAGAUAUUUCCGUCCCCAUUCACCGAGAUGGGCCAAUUAUAUGGACUGCAUCGACACGGCCCUCUAUGUCUAGCUGGCUUUGUCAAGGCAAGCCCUCUGGUCACCUUUCGUACUUGUCUCCCCAUAUCCAACCCAUAUGGCCACCAACGCAAGACACCUACGAGAUUAUCACUGCAUCAAAUCCUGCUCUUACAAACAUCAUGCUAAGCGAGCAGUUCUCGCAGCGAUUUAUAUCCGCAGGAACCGAGGCAAAGGCUCAUCGUAAGGUCUUCGAGCUACGGGAUGCCUAUGACAAAGCACUCGAAGAAGUGGACGUGCUUGUCACCCCAUGUGCCCCGACAAUUGCAAUGCCUCAUCCAAGAUCAGUGGACAGCCAAGGCAGGUCACUUUCAAUCCUAGAAAGACUUGAGCAUAGCAUCGGCUUGACGAGCAAUACUUGUCCAUUUAAUGUGACGGGCCACCCUGCUUUGAACGUGCCUUGUGGAUUCUCUAACCCACCAGGUCGAUCUGAAAUAUCUCUUCCUAUUGGCAUGCAAAUAAUUGGACGACGGUGGUGUGACGAGCAGGUUAUCAUGGCGGCAGCUUUGUUUGAGAUGGGACGGGAAUUGGCGUCUCAAUAG